This is a messenger RNA of Salvia splendens (bonfire salvia), 1389 nucleotides long. RefSeq lists its product as uncharacterized. Lineage: Eukaryota; Viridiplantae; Streptophyta; Magnoliopsida; Lamiales; Lamiaceae. Bases 8 to 1363 code for a protein of 451 amino acids. The record is from RefSeq and is a predicted model, not a curated record. The transcript has a single exon.
CUAAAAAAUGUCAUCAAGUUUUAAUUUUGAAGCUUUCGAUCUGCUUGAAGACAAUGAAUGGGAAGAAAAAAUUGUUGAACAAAAUCAGCAAUUAGAUCAACUAAUCGAGGAUAUAGCUAUUUGGCCAACAACCUUGCCUUCACCACCUGCAACCCAGACGGCUAGAGCUAAAAGGAGAUACAUUGAAAGGAAACGCGAAGAGGGUCAUGCUACUAUUUUCGAGCAGUACUUUGCUGAAGAUCCAAUCUAUCCUCCAGAAUUUUUUCGAACAAGGUAUCGCAUGCGAAAACCUUUGUUCAAAAAAAUAAUGAAUAAGCUCAUCGACACCGACAACUUUUUUGUGCAAAAGCGUGAUGAUACUGGUCGACUUGGUAUGUCUGCAAUUCAGAAAUGUACAGCAGCGAUGAGGAUGUUGGCCUACGGGGCAGCAGCCGACUUGCACGAUGAAUAUUUGAGAAUGAGCGCACAACUCAUUCGCAAAUCUCUCAUCAAGUUCGUUGAAGGUGUAAUUUCUAACUUCGGCGAUGAGUACUUGCGAAAGCCCAACGAAGAAGACUUGGCAAGACUUCUGCAUAUUGGAGAACAACGUGGGUUUCCAGGCAUGUUGGGUAGUAUUGACUGCAUGCAUUGGGAAUGGAAGAAUUGUCCCACUUCAUGGGCUGGACAAUAUGCCGGAAGAAGCGGGAGUCCGACAAUCAUCUUGGAAGCAGUAGCAUCUCAAGAUCUGUGGAUAUGGCAUGCCUUUUUUGGAACUCCAGGUUCGAGAAAUGAUAUUAACGUGCUUGAUCAAUCUCCUGUUUUUGAUGAUAUUUUGGAAGGUCGAGCACCGAAGGUCAAUUACAUAGUAAAUGGUCACGAAAAAAAUAUGGGAUAUUAUCUCACAGAUGGCAUAUAUCCUCAAUGGGCGGUAUUUGUCAAAUCUAUCCCAGGUCCACAAACGAUGAAGCACAAGUUGUUUGCUCAACAUCAAGAGUCCGCGCGAAAAGAUGUUGAGCGAGCUUUUGGUGUCUUGCAAGCUCGUUUUGCUUUUAUCAAAUGUCCAUGUCUUAUUUGGGAUCGUGAUAUUAUGGGGAAAAUAAUGAUUGCUUGCAUAAUCUUGCACAAUAUGAUAGUGGAAGACGAAAGAAGCACGUAUUCGAACUACUGUGAUCCAGCAGAAUUUAUUCAAGAUCGACUUGGACAAAGUAGUCGUGGGAAUGAAGAUGGAGAUGCGAAUAAUGAUUUCAUAUAUUAUACGAAUAGGAUUGCGAGUCUAGCUUCUUACAUGAAAAAUAAAGCCCAGCUUCAAAAUAGAGAAGGUCAUAAAGCUCUGCUAAACGAUUUGGUAGAGCAUAUAUGGGCAAAAUUCGGCAAUUGCAAUUGAAUGUCUAGUUUUUAUCUUAUGUAUGA